AUGCUGUUAGGCUUUGUAAUCUUUUAUACCGUUCUCGCCUGGUUAACCUUCUUCGUACGCUGCAAGCAUUUCUCUGGCUUCUGGGAUCCCAAGUACGCGAACACUUGCUAUCCGUUGAAGUAUGUUAUGCACUUUGGAAUAGCAAACUCGGGUAAGGCUACAACUGCGAUGAUCGGAGAUGCAUUGGCUAAUACAUUGGUAGCCUUCAACAUCUUCACUGAUGUUUGCUUCGCCACAUUGCCCAUACCAAUUGUAUGGAAUCUCCAGAUGUCUUCACGGAUGAGAAUCAGCUUGAUAGCUGUACUCAGCUUAGGCUAUGUCGCGGUGGUCAUGGGUAUUGUCAAGACGGUAUAUCAACUCACCAUCGUCAAAGACAAGGACUCGCAUUUUGUUCAGCUCAAUGUUGGAAUCAUCGCCGCCUCAAUACCCACGCUAAAGCCACUUUUGCGAAAAAUCAGCAAGUCCACAAACAGCAACCAAUACAAUCAAUUCCAUGACGGCGACAAAGCCAGGACCAUCGGCAGCGCACCACCUUCCAGACCUCGCAAAUCGAUCUUGACCACGCUGGGCGGUACACGAACGGAUAAAAACGCCGAUACCGAGGCAUAUGAGAUGUGGAGGGCGACUGCAGGAUCGGCACAAGGCGGGAAGAAUGAGGUUUAUGCUGUCAGCGAGGAGCGCGCAGGAAGUGAGGACUACAUUCUUGGAGGACAUCCACACGAUUCGAAGCAGAUCAAAUGCACAACAGAAGUGACUAUCAACAAUGAGGGGAAAGACUCCAGGGUCUGA
Messenger RNA from Alternaria conjuncta, 789 nucleotides. RefSeq lists its product as uncharacterized. The transcript has 3 exons. The record is from RefSeq and is a predicted model, not a curated record. The coding region runs from base 1 to 789 and encodes 262 amino acids. Lineage: Eukaryota; Fungi; Ascomycota; Dothideomycetes; Pleosporales; Pleosporaceae.